Messenger RNA from Rubroshorea leprosula, 645 nucleotides. The record is from the annotation of a GenBank genome assembly. NCBI's taxonomy places the organism in Eukaryota, Viridiplantae, Streptophyta, Magnoliopsida, Malvales, Dipterocarpaceae.
GAUAUGAUUGAAAAUGUAUUAGAGAUAAAGGAUACUCAUGUUAGAGAUUCAAUGUCAGUGCAGAAUCUUCUUACAGAGUUCCAGAUCAGAAAGGUUCACAUGGCCGUUGUUCUUAAUGGAUAUGGCGGAAACGUUGCGAUAGUAACCUUAGAACAUGUGGUUGAGGAGAAUGUUUGAAGAAAUCUUUGAUGAAAAUGAUUCAAAGGAGGAGAUCCAGAAGAAAACUGGCUAUAUUGUAAUGAGAGCAGAGGGAGUAUAUGAUGUCCAUGCCCAUGCAUCUAUUUAUUGGCUGAGGACUUGAAUAUCAAAAUGCUAGAGGAGAGUGCUUGCGGCGGAGGGAGUGGUGAAUGCAGGGUACGAAGUGGUUGUCAAUGGCAGAGACUUCUAUAACUACACUGUGGCCAUGGAAGGUUUGCUUUCUUUGUCCUGUGAUUUAGGCUUCAGUCCCUCUCUCCCACUUGGUCACUUGCUUUUAGCAACAUCUUCCUCCCACAACAGACAAAACCCAACGGAAGUAGCCUCCCUUCUGUGAGAUGAAGGGACAUUAUCAGCAUCAUAGACUCAACUCACUUUCACCUCUUUAAUAUCAUCAUGGUUAGUUGUGCAUAUGACAGUGUCUCUGGACCAUAAAUUCUCCAAUAUUGG